Molecule: messenger RNA, 4209 nt
Organism: Plodia interpunctella (Indianmeal moth)
Lineage: Eukaryota; Metazoa; Arthropoda; Insecta; Lepidoptera; Pyralidae
Product: pre-mRNA processing factor 16
Exons: 21
Coding region: 186-3806 (1206 amino acids)
Biological process (GO): mRNA splicing, via spliceosome
Cellular component (GO): intracellular anatomical structure; spliceosomal complex
Molecular function (GO): RNA binding; 3'-5' RNA helicase activity; ATP binding
Source: RefSeq, a predicted model, not a curated record
GUCAAAAGCAAGUCGUCUCAUGUGUUUACUAUGUCACUAGUUGGUGCAAUGUUUUGUAUUUUAAUUAUAAUAUAAUUGUACAGUAAAGUAAUUAUAAAUAAAUUGUAAUUCCUUAGCACUAAAGUAAAUAUAACAUAAACUGCUCAUUACUAACAUUUCAUACUUCGCUCGAGAAAGUGUAAAACAUGUCAGAAGAGGAUGAAAGUGUCCAUCGUUUAGAAGGUACGUCAGGCAAUGCUCCGGGCGGCUUAAUCAUCAAAAAGAAGGAUAAUCCAGAAGAAUUCCAGUUCGCCAAACCUUCCUUACUGGGGCUAGAUAAACUAGCAGCCGCCAAACGCAAGCAAAAUAGGCUAAUUUCGUUUCAAGAUGACACCAAUGAAGACGAUCUUGUGGAGGAUGAUAGCGAGUCCAGUACUGCAAAAGGACGUAAAUAUAGGAGACAUAAUGAGGAAACGCCGACUUAUACUGGUGGUAUAUCGGAGCAGGCACGGGAACGCAUGCUAGAGAGGUUACAGAGAAAAGAAAGAGAAUCAAAAACUAAAGGAGUACACAAUUCCACACAAGAAGAGAAAAAAUCAAAAUCCAAAGAUGAGGAAGAUGAUCGUUAUCGAAGCCGCUACGACCGGAGAGACCGCGGCAGAGAUAGAAGAUAUGACGAUCGAAGAGACAGAUAUAGAGACGAUCGAAGGAGGGACAGAGACAGAUAUAAUCGAGAUGGUGAUCGAAGUGAACGGAGGGGAGACAGUGAAAGGAGAGGGGAUAGUGAAAGAAGAGGUGACAGUGAAAGAAUAGGAGAUAGCUCUAGAAGAAGUUACUAUGGACCGAGGUUCAAGGAUGAACCAAAAACACCUAAUUUGAAAGCGCUGAAACCAACAGACAGAACAGCGUGGGAUGACGAUGACGAAGAUCCAAAAAUACGUAAAUCCAGUUGGGACUUCCCCACACCAGUUCCUCGAGGGGCCGGACCUUCGGAUCGGUCUGAGCGGAGCGAGAGAGGCAAGCCCCUAAGGGAUUAUAAAGGAAGACCAUAUGAUAAUACUCCAAGAGCUACGCCACAUAAGUUUGCCAGUUCGAGACGCGGGCUGGAUAUAGACGAUCCAGAAUGGCAAGAAGCUGAGAAGAAACUGGAUCGAGCCUGGUAUAAUAUGGGCGAAGGUGAGGCGGACGAAUCAGAUCCGUUCGCGGACACGAGCGCGGAAUACAUCGCGCGCAAAGAGGAACAGAUCGUGAAGCGACAGAACAGGAAGGUCUCCGCCCAGAGACAACAGAUAGACAAGGACAACGAGCUGUGGGAGCGGAACAGAAUGCUUACCAGCGGUGUCGUGCAUUCUAUCAAUGUUAACAACGAUUUGGACGAGGAAAGCGUGGACCGAGUACACUUGCUGGUACACAAUAUCGUGCCUCCCUUCCUGGAUGGGAGGAUCGUGUUCACGAAACAACCUGAGCCAGUCAUUCCUGUAAAAGACCCGACCUCAGAUAUGGCAGUGAAUGCCAGGAAGGGCUCGGCCUUAGUGAAAGCAUUCAGGGAGCAGAAGGAAAGGAAGAAAGCUCAGAAGAAACAUUGGAAACUAGAAGGCACCAAAAUCGGUAACAUUAUGGGCAUUCAAAAGGAAAAAGAGGAACUGGAAGAUGGACCAACAAGAAACGCAUAUAAAUACGCGGAACAUUUAGAUAAAGAGGAGCAAGAGCCAGAAUCGAAAUCGGAAUUCGUGAAAAAAAUGUCAAUUGGCGAACAACGUCGCUUCUUGCCCGUGUUCGCGGUCAGAGAAGAACUGAUGCAAGUCAUCAGAGAGAACAAUGUAGUCAUAAUCGUUGGCGAAACGGGCAGCGGCAAGACGACGCAGCUAACACAAUACCUGCACGAGGAGGGCUACAGCAAGCUGGGCAUGAUCGGCUGCACGCAGCCGCGCCGCGUCGCCGCAAUGUCUGUCGCCAAGCGGGUCUGCGAUGAGAUGGACACCAGGCUAGGUGACGAAGUCGGCUACGCGAUUCGCUUCGAAGACUGUACGUCACCGAAAACGGUGAUAAAGUACAUGACGGACGGCAUUCUGCUGCGUGAGGGGCUCCGGGAGCCGGACCUCGACAACUACUGCGCGGUCAUCAUGGACGAGGCCCACGAGAGGUCGCUGUCUACCGACAUGCUGUUUGGAUUGCUCAGAGAGGUGGUGGCUCGCAGAUCAGACUUGAAGCUGAUAGUGACAUCAGCCACCAUGGACUCCAGCAAGUUCUCCACAUUCUUCGGCAACGUGCCCACCUUCAACAUCCCGGGGAGGACCUUCCCCGUCGAGACAUUCUUCGCGAAGAACGUCUGCGAGGAUUAUGUAGAUGGCGCUGUUAAACAAGCUCUGCAGAUACACCUUCAGCCAGAUGACGGCGACAUCUUGAUCUUCAUGCCUGGACAGGAGGACAUCGAGGUCACGUGCGAGACGCUAACAGAACGGCUAGCAGAUUUGGACAGCGCUCCACCGUUGACAGUGCUGCCGAUAUACUCUCAACUACCAGCUGACUUGCAAGCCAAGAUCUUCCAAAGGGCGCCACCUGGACAGAGGAAGUGUAUCGUCGCUACUAACAUUGCUGAGACCUCAUUGACAGUGGACGGGAUAAUGUAUGUGAUCGACUCCGGCUAUUGCAAGUUGAAAGUGUACAACCCAAGAAUUGGUAUGGACGCCUUGCAGAUCUACCCGGUGAGCCAAGCGAACGCGCGACAACGCGCGGGGCGCGCGGGCAGGACGGGCCCGGGCAAGGCGUUCUGUCUGUACACGCAGCGGCAGUACCAGCACGAGCUGCUGCCCGCCACCGUGCCCGAGAUACAGCGGACCAACCUCGCCAACACCGUGUUGCUGCUCAAGUCUUUGGGUGUCGAGGAUCUACUCGCGUUUCACUUUAUGGACCCGCCCCCACAGGACACAAUCCUCAACUCGAUGUACCAGCUGUGGAUCCUGGGCGCCCUGGACGGCACGGGAGCCCUGACCCCGCUCGGCCGGCAGAUGGCGGAGUUCCCGCUCGACCCCCCUCAGUGCCACAUGCUCAUUGUCUCCGCUGAGAUGGGCUGCAGCGCCGAGGUUCUCAUCAUUGUAUCGAUGCUGUCAGUGCCGUCAGUGUUCUACCGACCGCAGGGGCGGGAGGAGGAGGCGGACUCGGUGAGAGAGAAGUUCCAAGUGCCAGAGUCGGACCAUCUCACUCUGCUGCACUUGUACAACCAAUGGAAGUCGAACAAAUACUCGAGUCAGUGGUGCACUGAGCACUUCGUGCACGGGAAGGCGAUGCGCAAGGUGCGCGAGGUGCGCCAACAGCUGCGCGACAUCCUGCAGCAGCAGCGGCUGCCGCUCGUCUCCUGCGGGACCGACUGGGACACUGUCCGGAAGUGUAUUUGUUCCGCGUACUUCCAACAAGCGGCGCGCCUCAAAGGCAUAGGAGAGUAUGUGAACUGCAGGACCGGCAUGCCCUGCCACCUGCACCCCACGUCGGCGCUGUUCGGCCUCGGCUCCUCGCCCGACUACGUCGUCUACCACGAGCUCAUGAUGACCACUAAGGAGUACAUGCAUUGUGUUACCGCGGUCGAUGGCCGGUGGUUAGCCGAGUUGGGACCUAUGUUCUUCUCGCUGAAGGAGGCCUCGAAGUCAAAUCGCGACAAACGCAAAGAAGCGGCAGUCCACCUCGAACGAAUGGAAGAGGAGAUGAGACAGGCGGAAAUCAAAAUGGCGGAAGAGAGACGGAAGAAGGACGAAAUGGUGCCCGACAAACAAGAAGUCGCUACUCCCGGCCUGGACACGCCGAGACGGACGCCUCACAGGCUCGGCUUGUAGUGCGGCGGUCGCUCACUAGCCGGCGACAAUGGCGAGUGAGGUUGACAUUUAAAAAAAACGAAAAUCUAAAUCGCGCCAAAAAUUUCUAUGCUAGCAAUGAAUUCAAUCUUUAAAGCUGCUUCUCCUUCCUUGUAAGUUUUAAAUGGCAAUUAAGGAAACGGCUCCAAAGUGACAGCUGUCAGAGUGACAGCGCGGUGUACUGUCAAAUUGACAGAUAUUCUGUUUACCGAUGUUUUUGGUUUAACAUUUCUAAAGCGCCUUAUAAAUAUUCCUCUCUUUGCUUUAGAAAUGUGAAUAUUUUCUAGACUAGGUAUGUUCAUAUUAAAGUUGUUUUAGGAACCGCAACGGAUAAAAAACACUUAUUUUUUAACAAACAGUGAAAUAAAAGAUUAAAUUGGUGAAA